Molecule: messenger RNA, 1431 nt
Organism: Pseudocercospora fijiensis CIRAD86
Lineage: Eukaryota; Fungi; Ascomycota; Dothideomycetes; Mycosphaerellales; Mycosphaerellaceae
Exons: 6
Coding region: 1-1431 (476 amino acids)
Source: RefSeq, a predicted model, not a curated record
AUGGCUCAUGGAAGCCAGAGCAAGACCCUCAAGGACUCGAUUGACGUUUUCUGCGAGCUACUACGUCCAUAUUCGCACCAUUUCGUCUCGUCUGCUUUUGGUAACGGUGGUGCAACAUUGUGCGCCGUGCCUGGUGUCAGGUGCAUCGGCGCCGGUGGAGGGAGGAACGCAGUGGGCAUCCUGCACUGUCACGCCCAAGAUUCCCCGCGGCUUGUUGCCCACGAAGCCACGGUCGUCGACACGCAAUAUACCCUCGGCCGACGCUCGUCGCAAUUUGCUCUGGCCGAUCGGCUUACAACGAAACAACCAUGGAUUCAAGCAGGUGAAGUUUCAAAUUGCCCCAUCUGCGAUAAGUGGUUCCUAUUGAAGAGCAAUCAAUAUGGCAGUGAAAUCCCACAUCCGAAACACGCCACGCCGACCGACAAAUCACGCUGGAUAACCAAAAACCUCUCGAAGAAGGACAAGGCUGACACGUGGGCGUUGGAGCGUUUCUAUGGGUACCCUUCUUCCCGAACGAAGGGCAUAGCUGUGGAAAGUCGAGCUGGUCCUGAUGAGUAUCAUCAAUGGCAGAAGAAACAGGAUGAAUGUUGUGGCUACUUACCUGCGGAAUGGAAGGCACUGCAAGAGGAACUGAAGGCUCUGUCGGGUCAGAUGAAUCCCCGUAAACGCCAGAACAGGAUCUCUAAAAAGACGAAUCGUCGCCAUGCAGCUCCUGGCAAAAAUAUCAGGCCAGCCUACGCACGAACAAGCAGCGUGACCGAAAUGUCUGAAGCAGAGGACCUUAGCCCAGCAGCGUCAAGUAAGGCUUCGUGGACCGAUCAUGCAGUCUUCGGAGUGGUGGCACACUCAGACCUUAUUCCCGAUUCGAUGCUUACCACAGCGGGAUCCAGUAAUAUGCCUCAGUAUGCGACUGACCACUUUGCAUAUACUAUACCACCUCUCGAAGGCUUGGACUCUGACGAGCUGAGGGCACAAAUAGUCUUGCAAGAGGCACAUUCUGAGUCGAGAUACUUCGCUGCAGACGAUGUGCACUACUAUCAAGGCAUGCUAUCGAGAGGUGUCUCAACACCUCUUUGCCAAAUUGGUAAAGAUGUCUUACUAAACAUUCGACUCGUGCCUCAUUUGGCGGGAGGCCUGGCCCCGAGAAGCUCCGAUGCAACAAUCAGAGAAGCGAUUUUAGAAAUGGGGAAGAGGCAACGAUAUGAAACACGCUUCGCAAACACAACAGCACCUUUCACACAAUCGGCCUCGUUCUCUGCUGCUCAAAGCCAACUAAUUCAUCCCGAGAUGAGCCGGGCUUUUCGAUCACCCAUCCAGCCCAACUUCUUUAGGCAACUCAUACCUCCACCAAGCGUCACGCUACGCAAUCCAUUGCUUUAUCAACAACCGCUACACCCUUGGGAUGCUUGGAACAUAGGGUCAAAUCAGUAG